CAAAUUUCCAAAUACAAUCCUCCGCAAAUAUUCAAGCAGCGCCAGCCUCCACGACGCCCAUUUCUGCCCAACAGUCCUUCUGUCCUUUCUGCUUCAGAGCGUACAAAUGUCUGGCUUCGGUGCGCCGGGUGGCGGCGCGGCCAACUACAAGCCAACACCUCCAGAGCGCGGCUCCUUUCCUCUUGAUCACGACGCGGAAUGCAAGCACGUCAUCUCCUCCUAUCUACGAUGUUUGAGAAGACAAAAUCCUCCCGGAAGAAACAAUGAGGAGUGUAGAUUACUAGCAAAGGAAUAUCUCGGGUGCCGUAUGGAGAAGGGUCUCAUGGCGAAAGACGAGUGGUCAAAUUUGGGACUGGAGUUUGGCAAAACAGCGACAGGAGACCCAAACGCUGCGGGUGCUUCUGGUAGCGACAGCAAGAAGAGUUGAAGUGUCGAAACAAGUCAGAAUGGAGUCUGCACGUUCGGUAACCGUUACGAUUGUGCUGGCCUAAUUGCACCAGAAUCGAGCCGUCGCCACGAACGGCACGCGAUUGACCGUCAACUGCGAAUUCAGUGCCGACCAUCAGAUCUUCACGCCUACUCAGAUGUUGAAUGUGGGUAGGGCGUGAACCACAUGCUUUGCCUCGUUGCUCUCCUGAAAGCUGGCGCUCAGACUUCAGAAACCCUGUCUGUGGUAUGCCUGGAAUCGAACUUCCUCGUACAUUUCUCAUCCGAGCAGUCUAGAUGGUUCGCCCCGUGGCUUGACUGUCCUUCACCAUUUCAAGCAUCGUUCUACGGGCACUUCAUGUGAUACCGUCCUUGCACGGGGCGCCGAAGCUCGGAAAUCGAGACCUCCGCAAAUACCAGCAUUCGAACGAAGAUUAUCAAUGACCGGCUUUCUGCAGCCACUUGCGUUCGAACCGGCAACCUUUCGAUUCUGGCUUGCUGCAGGCCUAACUCGAAAUGCUGUUUGACUUGGCUGGAUAUUAGCUUGGAGUUUCAUCUAUGCCCGGCGAAUACUCCAAAUUUGGAUACUGCAAGUUUGGCAGAACGUUGAACGCAUGUCACGCCAUCCGAGCAUGGUCGGACGUGGCGAGGUGAAGACAUGGUGAACGGCAAAAAUCAAUCGGUGUCUCGGUUCGACACGCGUGCAGAGGCACCCCGUGGUCGAUUCUUGCUGAAGUUCACAGGUGGAGACGAUACAAGGAUUUGGAGGGUUACGCACACUGCGAGUUUGCAACAGGCCUUGAUUCGUACGACUACUUGUUCAAUGGUGGCUGUUUGGGCCUCAGCCUCCAUCUGGAAAUAGACUCUGUCCUGGGAAGAAACUGGUAUGGAUAUUAUGUUCCACGAACAAUGGGAUUCAACAAUAGUGUGGAUGAAGCCUGCUCGGUUCGGGCCAAAUUCCGCAGGGGCGUCCCGCAGCCAGCCCUAGCAUCUUUGUCCUUACUCGAGGAAGAAAGGUCUGCGAUCUGUGAAACCUCCCCUCUUACCAGUCCUGAACCUCCUCGAAACACGUUCGCCUUCUCCACAACAUAGCGCAUAAUAAUAAUGCGAGAAGACUCCAUGCUUGCGCAUCAAUUUCAGCACGCACUUCCUGUCUCUGGCUUCUGCCU
Molecule: messenger RNA, 1595 nt
Organism: Cladophialophora immunda
Lineage: Eukaryota; Fungi; Ascomycota; Eurotiomycetes; Chaetothyriales; Herpotrichiellaceae
Exons: 1
Coding region: 107-427 (106 amino acids)
Biological process (GO): mitochondrial respiratory chain complex IV assembly
Cellular component (GO): mitochondrial intermembrane space
Source: RefSeq, a predicted model, not a curated record